Micropterus salmoides (largemouth bass) is the source of this 2735-nucleotide messenger RNA. RefSeq names its product voltage-dependent calcium channel gamma-4 subunit-like. Gene Ontology annotation, cellular component: AMPA glutamate receptor complex; voltage-gated calcium channel complex; postsynaptic density membrane. The record is from RefSeq and is a predicted model, not a curated record. Lineage: Eukaryota; Metazoa; Chordata; Actinopteri; Centrarchiformes; Centrarchidae. Gene Ontology annotation, biological process: neurotransmitter receptor internalization; regulation of AMPA receptor activity; neurotransmitter receptor transport, postsynaptic endosome to lysosome. The transcript is spliced from 4 exons. Gene Ontology annotation, molecular function: channel regulator activity; voltage-gated calcium channel activity. Bases 646 to 1473 code for a protein of 275 amino acids.
GACACAGACUCCAUCAAAAGUCUCUACAGCUGUUAGAACCGACUGACAGCUGAUCCAGCUGUGAUCAGCUGCCGCCGUCAUCAGACACGUCGCUUCAUGUGGCGCUUCGGAGGAAAGGACGUCUCAUGUCUCUAAAAACAUAUUUCCUCGUUCCUUCUCUCCUGGCUUGGUUUCCUUGCAUCUCUCCAUGCAUCCCCGGUGGGCGGGAAUAAGACGCAAGAAAAAGACGCACGUGAGGGAAAUGUGAUAAUCACCCCUUGUACUGUAGAAAAAGUUUUGCUUUGUUGUCGGAGUGGAAAGAGAUGUUUCUCCGGUUGAGUUCUUGUUGGAGCCGGACGAUUGUCCAUUCAGAAAUGUUUGGAGUGGAGGGAGGGUCGGGGUGCUGGCUCGGAGGUCGCUCGGGCGCCUGUACCUUGAGCGGGCCGGCGGACGGCGGCUAGUCGAGGCUGUGUGCUCGGGGCGCCGAAGCCGGGAUCUCCCCCUGGAGCUGCUGGCAGGCGAAGGCCGACAAUAUUCGAAUUGUCGGAGAUCGUAGGCUGAGUUCGCCGGGGAAUAUGAGUAGUUGAAUGCAGCCGACAUUUCAGACGAAGUUGUUCGGGAGAAGGCGAAGACUCCUGUAUAUCUGAUGUUAGGUGCUCGUCGAACAUGUCGCUGUCCGAAAGAUUGAGAAUGAGUUCUGAGUCCGUCGUUGGAGGUAUCAACAAAGGAAGCUGUUUUCGGAUCAAUCAUUUUCCAGAGGAUAACGACUACGACACAGACAGCUCAGAGUACAUCUUACGUAUAGUGCGUGCAUCAAGCCUGUUUCCCAUUCUCAGCAACAUUCUGCUGAUGUUGGGUGGCCUGUGUGUCGGGGUUGGGCGCAUCUACAGCAACAAGAACAACAUCCUGCUCAGUGCUGGCAUCCUGUUUGUGGCUGCAGGCCUGAGCAACAUUAUCGGUAUCAUCGUCUAUAUCUCCAGCAACGCCGGAGAUCCCAGUGACAAGAAAGACGAGGACAAGAAGAACCUCUACAACUACGGCUGGUCCUUUUACUUUGGCGCCCUUUCCUUCAUCGUGGCUGAAUCGGUGGGUGUUCUCGCAGUCAACAUAUAUAUUGAGAAAAACAAAGAGACGCGCUUCCGAGCCCAACGCGACUUCAUCAAAACCACCUCCUCCUCUUCGCCAUACUCUCGCAUCCCAAGUUACCGCUACAGACGAAGGCGCUCACGCUCCAGUUCGAGGUCAACUGACCCGUCCCGUGAGCCCUCCCCAGUGGGGAUGAAGAUCGGUAGAGGAAGUGGCGGAGGAGGGUUGGGGAUGGGUUUGCCAAUGGGGGAUAUAUCCCUGUACGCCCUCAGUAGGGACCCUUUGAAGGGUGCAAGUGGGACUGCAAGGCACUACAGCCCAGAGAGGGACUCUGAGUUUUUACAAGUCCACAACUGCUUCCAGAAAGAUCUGAAAGAUGGCGUCAACAGGAGGACCACGCCUGUAUGAGAUCAGGAGUGUAUUGCUGUGUAAAACAAUAAGCUUGAUGGAAAACCUUACACAUUGUACAGUUGAUGAGAAAGGACAAUUCCUCCCCAGGGCUGUUCAGGCAGCAGCGAUGUUGAAAGGUCAGAGCUCAAAAUUGUUUUCCUUGCGUCCCUCUGUGACAGAAAAGUGCCAAUCUGUGUUUCAUUUGGAGAAAGGAGGAAAAGUGAUAUCAGAACAACUUUUUAUGAUAUGAAUCCUUUUUUUAAAGGGGAUGCAGACAUUUUGUAGCAAUAUUUGAGAGGUUUAAUUCUAAAAUGGGAUAACCGCAUACACACUUCUCUUACAGAAAGACUGAAAAUUGUUGUUCUUAUUCUGUUAUUUUUUAAAGGAUGGUCACUUAAGACUUUGCCUGAUAAAAUAAUUAACCUUUUAUAGACUUGCUCAAUACUAUAAAGACUCUGAAUAUUGACCUUCAGGUAAUGAUGUUUUUCUUCUAAAAUAGCUGGAUAAUGAAGGUAUUUCUUUUAUUCUGAGGAAAAAAACAGAUGUUUGUCUAAAAUUUAGUGAUUUAAUGAUUGAGUAUUAUAAUAUUAUAUGUUAUUUGUAACUUAACACAACUGGUGCUAACUUAAUCUGUACACCUUUGCUGGUCUUAAGCUUUCUCAACUGCCAUUUAAAUACUUUUACUGUCUCUCAAUAACCUCUCUCAAGCUUGUAUGUGAGUCAUGUGAUAAAUAUAUGUUACAGUAUGUGAAAUGUGCAUCACAGCUCUGAAACACUGCCACACUGGGACACAUUAAUACUAUGAACAUGGAUUUCUGUAGAUAUAUAGCGAUAAUGUCACUACAUUCCAGUAUGCUGUGUGAUGUAUCAGUGUAAACAUUAUUUGUACUGUAUUUCUGGUUUGCUGUCUGUUCGCUCAGGGACGAUGUGUGGAACAAAUGCAUUUACUUUUAGAGAUGUACAGCAUGAGAAAGAAAAACAAGUUUAAGUUGUGUUUGGUUUUCCUUACCUAAGCCAAACAGACUGUGACAGUUGGUGUGUGUAAAAACAGAGGUGAGAUCACGCUGUAUGUGUUGCUAUUAAUUAACAUGACUCUUGUUUGUGCAUUUACUGCCUUUGUGUGUAAAGAAGGUUUUUGUCUGGUACAGAUUUGUUGAUCAUGGCACAAAAAAAAAUCUCUGGUAACUGAUGCAGAACUCAUAUGUAAAGUAUUUGUAUAGUAAUUGUUUUGAAAAAUUGUAAUUUUCAAGGGAUUGACAAUAAGAAACAAUGUUGUGUCA